CAAAGAUCAUGGUCCAAGGCAGCAUCGAUAGCGACUUCACUAUGCCAUCCGUGCCUUGAAUGCCAUUCGUUUCCAUUUUGUUCUGGGGCGCUCAGUAGCGGCGGGCGGGGCGCAAACUUCGCGAUGCGCGGCUCAAGAGUCCUCCAGAAGGCCAGUUUUUCUAGAGACACCGUACGCUGCAGUCUCUUGGGCCUCAAUCUCUCGUCACGAUGUCUUGCAACCGAUAGUAGGGCGCCGUUGGUACGUCCCGUGGCCUUUUCCAGGCAGUACCAUGCCGUUUCGCCGCCGGUGUUUGGUGGAAACAGACUCCAUAGAUGCGGAAUUUUCACCCCUACCUCUUGUCCAGAUGUCCUCGGAAAGCUCCCCCGAAACGCCUUGUUCCCCCAAUCCUCGAAUCUCAUAUACAGGCAGCUCCGUUUUGUUACUGGGAAGAGCUCUCCGGGUGAGAAUGGCUCCUCGCAACUUCAGGAAAGUACGGCUUCGGUGGUGAAGGAGGUCGCUCAAGCAGAAGAAAUAAGCCAAGCGUUCGAGCGGUCUGAAAGAGCAUCCCAGGCUGCUCAGAUAAACCUAAGCGCAAGACUGGCAAAGGACGGGCUGGCCUCGGGGAAGAAGUCAGGUCUUCGAGAGAUAUGGAGGUUGAUCACGAUUGCGCGUCCAGAGGCUAAGGUCCUGUCUGUUGCCUUUCUGUUCCUUCUCAUCUCCUCUUCGGUAGCCAUGUCUAUACCCUUCUCUAUCGGUAAGAUCCUUGACAUUGCGACCAGCUCCAAUCCCAAUGCUUUGAAAGAUUUUCUAGGGAUCAGUCUCCCUGUCUUCUAUACAGCACUGGGAGGGAUUAUUCUGCUCGGGGCUGCUGCAAACUACGGAAGGAUAAUCAUCUUGCGAAUCGUUGGUGAACGAAUUGUUGCCAGACUCCGAGCUAAACUCUUCAGAAACACCUUCGUUCAAGAUGCCGAGUUCUUUGAUGCAAAUCGAGUUGGUGACCUGAUCUCCCGGUUGAGCUCUGAUACCAUCAUUGUGGGGAAGAGUAUUACACAGAAUCUUUCAGACGGUCUACGAGCAGCUGUCAGUGGCGCUGCCGGAUUUGGAAUGAUGGCAUAUGUCAGUUUGAAGCUCUCAAGUGUUUUGGCUCUUUUGUUCCCUCCAAUUGCUCUUGCGGCUUUCUUCUACGGACGAGCAAUCCGUAACCUGAGCCGGAAGAUACAGAAGAAUGUUGGCACAUUGACCAAAAUUGCAGAGGAACGGCUCGGUAAUGUUAAAACAAGCCAGUCCUUUGCUGGUGAGAUCUUGGAAGUUCAUCGAUACAAUCGUCAGGUCAAGCGAAUAUUUGAGCUUGGUAAGAAAGAAUCGUUCAUCAGUGCAACCUUUUUUAGCGGCACAAGCUUGAUGGGAAAUGCUACAAUACUUGCUCUCCUUUAUGUUGGUGGUGGGAUGGUUCAGUCACAAGCAAUUUCAAUCGGAGAACUCACCUCCUUUUUAAUGUACACCGCGUACGCUGGAUCCAGUCUUUUUGGCCUUUCGAGUUUCUAUUCAGAGCUCAUGAAAGGAGCAGGUGCUGCCAGUCGCCUGUUCGAGUUACAAGACCGCAGGCCGAAGAUAUCCCCUACCGUGGGUGACAAGGUCACCUCAGCUCGCGGGCCUAUCAGAUUCAAAAAUGUUGCCUUCAGCUAUCCUACUCGACCAGCCGUCACUAUUUUCAAAGAUCUGGAUUUUGAGAUACCGCAGGGUAGCAAUGUGGCUAUUGUUGGACCCUCAGGUGGUGGAAAAUCCACCAUUGCGUCAUUGCUACUUCGUUUCUACAGCCCAACUCAGGGCCAAGUCUUCAUCAACGGCAAGGAUGUUGCAACCAUGAACGCAAAGUCUCUCCGAAGGAAGAUAGGAAUCGUUGCCCAAGAGCCAGUGUUGUUUUCUGGCUCCAUUGCCGAAAAUAUUAGCUAUGGAAAACCUGAUGCAACAAGAUCUCAGAUAAUCGCUGCUGCCCGCAAAGCAAACUGCCAGUUCAUCAGCGACUUCCCUGAUGGUUUGGAUACCAAUGUUGGUCCCAAAGGAGCACAACUGUCCGGUGGCCAAAAACAGAGAAUUGCCAUCGCUCGUGCUCUUAUCAAAGAGCCGGAUAUUCUCAUUCUUGAUGAAGCUACCUCUGCGCUCGAUGCAGAGUCCGAAACCCUCGUUAACAGUGCUCUUGCAGCUCUGCUUCGCGAGAACAACACUACUAUCAGCAUAGCCCAUCGUUUAUCCACCAUCAAACGAUCCGACACCAUCAUCGUUCUUGACUCGGAGGGCAAAGUUGCUGAAAUGGGAUCUUACAAUGAUCUCAAUUCAAGACCAGAUGGUGCUUUUACCAAGCUGAUGGCCUGGCAGCUCAGCGGCGGCGAAGGAAUUGCUGCUCCCGUUCACCCCAACAAGCCAAUCUCUCGAGGGCCGCCGUCAGAAACAGAACAUCUGCAGCAAUUGCUACAAGAAGGCGAAGACGAGGAGUACGAUGAAGCCGAGCCCGAAGACGAGCCGAGGUCUACUGAUGAGAUUGAAAAGAAAUAGAUUUCUUCUCUUGAAUCGUCAAUAUCCCUUUCGCGAAGCCAAAAUUAUAACCCCUUCUCUUUGAUUCUUUUUUCUUCUGUUACCCAGGCUACCUUCCCGGUCGACUGCCUGUGUUAUUAUAUCCAAUAGCGCAACCCCACUCUAGAAGUGUGCCGUUUCUCGAUUAAAACCGUAUGAAUUAAUCCUCAACGAUCUAUAUCCAGACCCUCCCCUUUGCUAAUACCUAUAUUCUCACUGUAUAGAUUAUAUACAUAAAUGUACUUUUAACACCUAGACAUAUCGUCUCGUUGCUACUAUAGACUUUUCUUUGGCCAUCUCUAUUUCUCACCCUUGUUUUAGGCUUUCUUCCACCUUACCAGCAUCAACAGGCUAUAUUCACUUAUCACUCAAGGGACGGAAAAAAAAAAAAAAAAAAAAAGAGCAUAAGCGCCAUGCAUGUAUCAUUUAAUCAUGGCAUUUUCUAUUGAAGGGAAAUGUAAUAUAUCUGCGCUAUUGAAAUCAGUGCUGCAAAAUGAACUAUCUACCUCGAGCAUCCUGCACCGAUCAAUAAUAUCAUAGGGCUCCGAUAAAAAAGCUUAGAACACUACCGGCUGCUAAGCCUGCUACUAUCAACAUGCCCAUGUAUGCGCCAGCUGCCUCCCUCUCUUCCUCGUCUACCAGAUCCGGGGCGCUAACCAUGACAUAAACAC
Trichophyton rubrum CBS 118892 is the source of this 3224-nucleotide messenger RNA. RefSeq lists its product as uncharacterized. Gene Ontology annotation, biological process: transmembrane transport. The coding region runs from base 124 to 2535 and encodes 803 amino acids. The record is from RefSeq and is a predicted model, not a curated record. The transcript has 2 exons. Gene Ontology annotation, molecular function: ABC-type oligopeptide transporter activity; ATP hydrolysis activity; ATP binding. NCBI's taxonomy places the organism in Eukaryota, Fungi, Ascomycota, Eurotiomycetes, Onygenales, Arthrodermataceae. Gene Ontology annotation, cellular component: membrane.